AUGUCAUCCCGCGAACCCCACCGAUCCCGUGUGGACGGAUGGGCGUGGCACACCGGGUCAGACCCUGAGCAACCCAGAAGAACCCACCCCACCUCGCUGUCAAACCGAAAUGCUAAAAGGGAGCUAGAAGCGUUGUCACCAAUCUGGACGACAUUCGAUGUCGACGUCGUCGCAUCCUUUAGCUGCAACGAAUUGGGCCACAAUCAGGCACACAGAACAUGUCACCAUGACUCGGUUCUAUAUCGUACUGACGGUACUGUAACCUUCAUCAUAUAUCACAAACGCGAAGACUUGUGUCCUGCACUCCGGCAGCACGGAGACGUACGCUCCACCGUUCGAUACUCCCGAGGCUACAACGCUGUCUCGCGAUUGGCAACCGAAAUGCGCGGCACCGCCGUCUCACCAACACCAUCGCUGCGGCCGUUGACGUACAUACUACAUACACGGUGGCCAGGUCGGCCGCAUCUGCAAGCGACAGCGUUUCCGGCAAGCUGGUCCUAUCCUCCCUUGGCUACCGCUCCACACGUUAUUGCUCGCCUCGAACGGCAUCUGCGUGAGGUCACCACACCCCCCGCUCAUCGGAAAACCAAUCGAAGGGUAAUGCUGGCACUAACGAACCGUUACUCAUGCCGCGGCGUACUCAUUGGGGAGGAAACAAGCUUCGAUAUGUGGCUGCUCGCCGAGUGCCCAUACGACGGACGGCUCACGACAAGUGGUGGUAAUAUACAAGAAUUCGCUUACUCUGGCCUGUCCCGAAAGCUAGCUACCAUACCCUAUGCAAGCAUCGCGCGCCCUGCUAUUUCCUAA
Molecule: messenger RNA, 807 nt
Organism: Colletotrichum godetiae
Lineage: Eukaryota; Fungi; Ascomycota; Sordariomycetes; Glomerellales; Glomerellaceae
Exons: 1
Coding region: 1-807 (268 amino acids)
Source: RefSeq, a predicted model, not a curated record